Messenger RNA from Solea senegalensis (Senegalese sole), 2413 nucleotides. Its product is annotated as solute carrier family 26 member 9-like. The transcript has 20 exons. Gene Ontology annotation, biological process: transmembrane transport. Bases 1 to 2301 code for a protein of 766 amino acids. Gene Ontology annotation, cellular component: membrane. NCBI's taxonomy places the organism in Eukaryota, Metazoa, Chordata, Actinopteri, Pleuronectiformes, Soleidae. Gene Ontology annotation, molecular function: chloride transmembrane transporter activity; oxalate transmembrane transporter activity; sulfate transmembrane transporter activity. The record is from RefSeq and is a predicted model, not a curated record.
AUGCACCAGGACAGCCCGCGUUAUGUGGUCGACAGGCCGGCGUACAACCUGCCAGACUUCGACAGGGAGUUUGACAGGAAGAGCAGGCAGUUCCCUGUUGGAGAAAAAGUAAAGAAACUCUUCAGAUGCUCUGUCCCGAGACUGAAGGGACUGUUACUCAGACAUCUGCCUGUACUGAGCUGGCUGCCCAAGUACAAAGCAAAAGACAACCUGCUGUGUGAUGUCAUCAGUGGGGUCAGCGCUGGCACCAUUCAGGUUCCCCAAGGCAUGGCGUUUGCCCUCCUGGCAAAUCUCCCCCCUGUCAACGGCCUCUAUUCUUCCUUCUUUCCCCUCAUCCCAUAUUUCUUCAUGGGCACUGCUCACCAGAUGGUCCCAGGUACUUUCGCUGUCCUCAGCAUUAUGGUGGGAAUCGUUUGUCUUAAGCUCGCCCCGGAGUCUGACUUCAGCCAUUUCAACGCCACUCUUAAUGCGACAAUAGUGGACACAGACAGGAUGAAUGAAGUUCGCCUGGGAAUAUCUGGAACUCUGGCCUGUCUCACUGCAAUCAUACAGAUUGGUCUUGGCUUCAUGCAGUUCGGGUUUGUUGCCAUCUAUUUGUCAGAGUCGUUCAUCAGAGGCUUCAUGACUGCUGCCGGACUGCAGAUCCUCAUCUCGGUGCUUAAGUACAUCUUUGGCAUCAAAGUGCCACCUUAUAGUGGUCCGCUGGCUGUUGUAUAUACUCUUGCAGAUAUUAUAGUCGGCCUUCCCGAUACCAACAUAGCGUCGUUAGUGUUUGCUCUGGUUUGUGGCACAGUUCUUAUCCUCGUGAAGGAGCUGAGUGCACGUUACCGCCACAAAGUGCCCUUCCCCAUUCCUAUGGAAAUCAUUAUUGUGGUGGUCGCAACAGCCAUCUCCGGCCCACUGCAUCUUCCUGAGACCUAUCACAUGGACAUAGUGGGAAAAAUCCCUUUGGGGUUCCCAGCACCAAUCCUGCCAACAGUGAGUCAGUGGGAAGACAUGCUGAGCGUCGCUUUCUCCCUGGCAAUAGUGGGCUAUGUCAUCAACUUGGCUAUGGGCAGGACACUGGCAGCCAAGCACGGCUAUGAUGUGGAUCCCAACCAGGAAAUGUUGGCUCUCGGUUGCAGUAAUUUUCUCGGGUCCUUCUUUAAGAUCCAUGUGAUCUGCUGCGCUCUGUCUGUAACUCUGGCUGUGGACAACGCCGGGGGAACAUCACAGUUUGCAAGUCUAUGUGUGUUGCUGGUUGUCAUGGUUACCAUGCUUACAUUGGGAGCGUACCUGAAACCACUGCCAAAAUCUGUGCUUGGAGCUUUAAUUGCAGUCAACCUCAAAAACACACUCCUACAACUGUCUGAUCCUUAUUACUUAUGGAAGAAGAGCAAAUUAGACUGUUUUGUAUGGAUUGUGACAUUUUUGGCCACAUUUUUUCUUAGCUUGCCUUAUGGAGUCGUGAUCGGGGUGGGUUUUUCCAUCCUGGUCGUGAUAUUCAAGACACAGUUUCGUAAUGGUUCGGCAAUGGGUCCGAUUUUGGACAUGGAUAUCUACAAAAACCCAAAAGUUUACAAUAAGGUCAUGCCAGUAACAGGUGUGAAGAUAGUGAACUACUGUUCACCACUCUAUUUUGCAAAUGCUGAAAUAUUUCGACAACGGGUCAUCAAAAAGACUGGACUUGACCCUGGGAAACUUCUGCUUAUCAGGCGGAAGUUUCUAGCGAAGGAAAAUGCAAAAGAGGAGAAGAAGGACAAAGUGGCGAAAAGGAGGACGCGCAGCUCUUUGGCUAACAUGAAGACCAUAUCUCAGCUUGACCUGCAAAAUGACUUUGAUGUGAAUGAGGGCAGUGCCAGCAAACCUGAACCUCCCACCAGCUAUGUCAACUUCCAGUGCAGUGACAUUGAGCUGAGUGAGCAGGCGUCUGAGCAGCGGCCACCCAGUCCUGCUGAGGUCACGCUGAAGUCCCAGCCCGUGCCCUUUCACACCCUAAUCCUCGACUUGGCUGGAGUCUGCUUCAUUGAUCUAAUGGGCAUCAAAGUACUGAUAAAGAUGAACUCCAGCUAUGCGAUGUUGGGCAUUAAGUUAUACCUGGCUGGUGUUCAAGCCCAGGUGUAUGAGGAACUGGAGGCUGGUGGAGCUUUUGAUAACGACAAUAUUGCCCGCAGUAAUCUCUUCCUUUCUGUUCAUGACGCCGUUCUGUUUGCUCAACGCUACUCUGAAGAGAAGCGAGACUCCCAGAAGGUGGAGAAAACAGGACAGGAACUUAACUUUCAUAUGAAUGAGGAGAUGGAUUUGGAACAGGAAAUGUUUUGAGCGCCGAUUGUUGUGGCAGACAUGAGCGGCAGAAACACUCCCCAAAAAAAAAAAAAUGCAACACUAAUCUUCACUGUCACUGUAAUUUAUGUAAAUCUAUGUUAUUGCCAAA